AUGUCGGUGGUUUUUGUGCCGGAGAAACUGCGGAGCGAAGUGGAGGUGAACCAGGAGACGAUGCAGCGGCUGCUAGAAGAAAAUGAUCAGUUGAUUCGGUGUAUUGUUGAGUAUCAGAAUAAAGGAAGAGCCACAGAAUGCGUGCAGCACCAACACACUUUGCACAGAAAUCUGAUUUACUUGGCUACUAUUUCUGAGGCAUCUCCCUCUACUGCUAUAGAGAAGACAGCAGACAGUGUCUGAAUACAGAUGCCUGCCUGGAGAAAGUAUGAAGGGGGAGUCUGUCUGGA
This is a messenger RNA of Euleptes europaea (tarantolino), 290 nucleotides long. RefSeq names its product SS18 like 2 (gene SS18L2). The transcript has 3 exons. Gene Ontology annotation, biological process: positive regulation of transcription by RNA polymerase II. The record is from RefSeq and is a predicted model, not a curated record. Bases 1 to 243 code for a protein of 80 amino acids. Lineage: Eukaryota; Metazoa; Chordata; Lepidosauria; Squamata; Sphaerodactylidae. Gene Ontology annotation, molecular function: transcription coactivator activity. Gene Ontology annotation, cellular component: nucleus.